Echinops telfairi (small Madagascar hedgehog) is the source of this 442-nucleotide messenger RNA. RefSeq names its product family with sequence similarity 229 member A (gene FAM229A). The record is from RefSeq and is a predicted model, not a curated record. The transcript is spliced from 3 exons. Bases 1 to 399 code for a protein of 132 amino acids. Lineage: Eukaryota; Metazoa; Chordata; Mammalia; Afrosoricida; Tenrecidae.
AUGCAGCCUUCGCCCUCGACGCCCGGCUCCGGCCUCGGCGCAGACACCUGCCCGGCUCCGUCUGGACCGGAGCGUCCUCCCGCCGCUAGGGCUCGGGCAGCUGCUUCCAACCUGGGACCGGCCUCCGCCUCCGCCUCCGCCUCCGGCAGAGCGCCGUGGGGCCCGGACAUGAGCGCCCAGGAGCCCCCACAAGGUCGGAGAUUCCCCAUUGAAGCUGGAGACUCCCCAGGCCUGGCCGCCGCCCCCGAGCCCCAGGAGAGCCCCGAGCCGGUAGCCACGGAGCACAGCCCUGUCAGGCCGCUUCGACGCUGCCCAGGUUGCCACUGCCUGACGUUGCUGCACGUGCCCAUCGACGUCUACCUGGCCAUGGGCGGGAGUCCCCGGGCCCGCGCCACCUGAGUGCGCUGAGCACAGAGGCUCUGCAGGAGUGGGGGACGCGGCC